This is a messenger RNA of Amphimedon queenslandica, 782 nucleotides long. RefSeq lists its product as uncharacterized. The transcript has 3 exons. The record is from RefSeq and is a predicted model, not a curated record. The coding region runs from base 49 to 690 and encodes 213 amino acids. NCBI's taxonomy places the organism in Eukaryota, Metazoa, Porifera, Demospongiae, Haplosclerida, Niphatidae.
CCCAUAGUGUGUCAUAAAGGUGUUAUACUGUUAUUAUAAGAUAACAAAAUGGCUCUCAGUAUUAAGUUCAGGGGCGAUUCCUCAUCAGAACUAGAUGCAGUGAAGGAUGUGUUGCAGUCAUUAUCAAUAUCAGAAGAGAAUGUGACCAUCGUAAAGAAAGCUGGAGGUGACAUUAAGAUCAAAGCUACCAUCAAUACGACGGUGAAGGUGCAAGAGUUCUCUUUGGCUUCUACUGGGGCCCCUGCUGCUGGUGAUGCUAUUGCUACUUUUAUCACUGUCAGUUUCCCAGGGUGCUUCAUGACUCAGCUGUCAUCAACUAGUGAGUCACAGCUCUCUAAUGGAUUGGACAAAAAUGAAAAACCUACAAAAAAUAUCAAGGAUUUUUGUAGUAAUUUGGACCUAUCGGAUUGUCUAUCAAAGCAAAUAAACAGCUCAAUAAACAGUGAAAACAUAGGAGACUAUAUCAUUUCCAUCAGACAUGCUGACAUGAAGCAGUACAUGAAAUCAAGAGAUGGAAGUUGUUAUUACAUUGUUCAAGUUGAGUUCUCAGGGAAUCGUAUUGGCCAAGGAAUAGCUGAUGAUAUCUGUGAAAUUAUAUACAAGUUGUUUGAUCACACUGAGAAUGACAAGUUUAAAAUGCUCCAGGAUUACUAUGGUACUAAAGCACCAUACACACCUACACAAACUUGAGAAAUUUUGAACAGCUUUGAAAAACUUCUUUGCUUCUAAGUGAUUUUGCUUUGCUAAUGAUGUUAUUAAUGUGUUAAAAUGAUGGGGAAAUA